AAACACAACACCAUAACUUCCUACUACGGAAUCAAUUUCACUUUCAUGAAUUGUUACAGAUUGUUACACUUGUGUCUUUCAACUCUGCUCCUCGUCGAUUGAAGUUAUCUUAGGCCGUGAACUUGACCAUAAUCUUCAUAAGAUAAACCUCUGUUACUUCUAGCGUUCGCAAGCCUGUCGACGUAUGUUCUCGAUAAUAUCAAGAUUCUUGCAGCUCGGCUUCUUAGUCUAUGUUGCCGUCGCUGUUCUAUAUACCACACGCCUAUUCCUUUCAAUCGCUACCCCUGGAAUACUGCACUCUGUGAAGCUGUUCUCCGAUUCCUCGCAGGGCAAGAAUACUGGCAGCGAAAUCUCUCGUAAAUUUGAAAUCGACUCUCGUCUCCUUCAGGUGUUCUCUGGAUCUGCUCAAACUCCUCUGAUAUGGCCGACCGACAAUCCCUAUCUUGAUGGUCGUACACAAUUUCCUGCUGUACACGAAGAAACCCUUCUCUCAAAGGCAUUCACGCAGUCUCUGCAUCCUACGAAGAUCGUACCGUACUACUUCCGCGCUUCCUCCAAAAUACAAUCGGACGAUGUGACAAUUGCCACGCUGGUGACAAGCAAUCGAUUCAAGGUGCUGAGACAGUUGGUCGAAAGAUAUCAAGGCCCCAUCUCUGUCGCGAUACACGUGCCUCUACCUGUCGAAGGCAUUUCUGCGAUGUCCGAUGAUCAUCCGUCUAUAAGGGCGCUGAAGGAACUGCACGAGCUGUAUUACUCUUCUCCUCAUUUCUCGGACUAUGUCGACGUGCAUCUUGCGGUUUCUCCCUUCUCGCGAUCUGUCCGAGGAUCUAAAGUCGAAUCUGGCACCGGUAACGAUGGACAAGGUGAAGGCGGUCGACAAUUCAACCUAUGGAGGAAUGUCGCUCGACUGUUUGCUAGGACUGAGUUCGUGAUGAUGUUAGACGUGGACUUUGCUGUUUGCACCGACUGGAGGAGCGCGGUCCGGAAGUCGAUGCACAAGCUAGAGCUGAACGACCGAGAAUGGAAUCCGAACGCACCCUUGAAUGUUGGACCCGCCUGGCGCAACUCAAUGAAUGAGACGGCAAGGCUGAAUGUCUUCAAGAGACUUCGUGCAGGUACGGCCGCUCUGGUGGUUCCAGUGUUUGAGUACCUCGAUCAGGAAGACGGGUCGGAUCAGCGCAUUUUCCCUCGAGAUAAAGAGACAUUACUUCGGCUCGUCCUGGGCUCGGCUCCUAAGAUUGCGUCGUUCCAUGCAUCCUGGGCUGUUGGACAUAACAGUACGAAUUAUGCACAGUAUUACUCUAUUCCCCCAGGUCAGGAUGAUAUCUAUCCCGUCGGUCAAUACCAAAGUGCGUAUGAGCCGUAUGUGAUUAUGAGCAAGAACGUUCCUUGGUGCGACGAACGAUUCACUGGCUAUGGUGCCAACAAGGCUGCAUGUCUAUUCGAGAUGUAUCUGAGUGGGGUCUCGUUCUUCGUCAUGUCUGACCAUUUCCUGAUCCACCAGAGUCACAAAUAUGAGGAACAGGCUCGCCGGGAAGAGAGGAAGUACAACCGGAAGCUCUAUACGGAUUUCAAGGAAGAAGCAUGUCUGCGGUAUCUUCACCGCUUCCACGUUGAGGGCAUGUUGAAUUCGUCGAAAGCGACGAACGUCAAAGAGGAAUGUAAGAAGGUUAAGACGGUGCAGAAGAUUGCAUCCGAGUUGUUCAGCAUUGAAUUAUAGAAGGUCCUAAUCUCCCAGAUCGCUUUCUGUGACAGUCGCAUUGUGCAAGGGUUUUCAGUUUACGAGAUUCCAGUGUAUAGAAUAUUACCAUAUUGCAAGGCAAAUUUGGGUGACGUUAUCACCGAUCAAUCGAUAUUCACCCGUAAGCCGUACAUGCCAUAAUCUGCCUUGGACUUGUGUGUAUCCGUGAUCACUGCUCUCAAGGACAUUCGGGUCCGUUUAGAUUGAGCAUGUAUGCUUCCACUAAUGGCGAUUAGCUUUGUUUCUUGAAAUG
Somion occarium is the source of this 1994-nucleotide messenger RNA. The record is from the annotation of a GenBank genome assembly. Lineage: Eukaryota; Fungi; Basidiomycota; Agaricomycetes; Polyporales; Cerrenaceae.